Messenger RNA from Plodia interpunctella (Indianmeal moth), 2600 nucleotides. RefSeq names its product Component of oligomeric golgi complex 4 (gene Cog4). The coding region runs from base 105 to 2228 and encodes 707 amino acids. NCBI's taxonomy places the organism in Eukaryota, Metazoa, Arthropoda, Insecta, Lepidoptera, Pyralidae. The record is from RefSeq and is a predicted model, not a curated record. The transcript is spliced from 15 exons.
UCAUACUGUCCUGUUGUGUUGUGUUGUGUUGGAACUUGGAAGUUUCAACAGAAAAUUUUAUUUAUUUCAAUAUAAAUAAUUUAAAAAUUAAUCUAUAAUUUAAAAUGUCGCUUACAUUGCUCUUGGAGAAAUAUGAUGUCUCUACAGAAGAAGGUCUACAAAAAGCCUUAUCAGAAAUAGAAAAAGAAGAGACGGAAGUCGAUGAAGCUCUAUCGGGCGUUUUGACUCGCGCCUGUUCGCUGGAAGGCAGACUGAGGACUGCCAGUCAGGCGUACGCGAAGCUGGGAGUAGUGAAGGCUGACGCUCAGGUCGCGGCUGACAUGGUGGAGAAGACUGCUGUACUAGCAAGUGAUGUCAGUGCUAAAGUUCGACAACUUGAUCUAGCCAGAUCCCGUGUAGCAGAGUGUCAGCGGCGGGUGCAUGAUCUGAUAGACCUGCAGCUGUGCAGUGUGGGUGUAGAAGCAGCGAUCAAAGCCCAUGAUUAUGAGACAGCGGCAAUGCACGUGUCGCGGUUCCUAAGCAUGGACCCAGAGUCUGUGCGCGCGGCGCACGAGCGCGGCCACACUGUCGCGCCCGACCUGCAGCGCGCGCUCGCCGCCGCCGCACACACGCUGCGCGGACAUCUCAUUAACAAAUUCGAAGAAGCGGCUAAAAAAGAGGAUGAUGCGGCCGUGGAGCGCCUCUUCAAGUUGUUCCCCCAGAUCGGGCGAGCGGAGGAGGGCGUUGACCUCUUGGCUAAAUACGUAGCUCAUCAGCUAGACACAAGCACCCGGCGGCUGAGCGUGGAGGCGGGCGCGGGCGCGCACGCGCAGGCGCUGAGCGGCGCGCUGGAGGGCGGCGCGCGCGCGCUCGAGCGCGUGCGCCGCGCGCUGCCCGCGGCUGCGCUGCUGCUGCGCGCUGUGUCUAUCAUACAGCCAGUGGUAUGCAAUGGGGCAUCGAGAGUGUGCUCCGCUCUCCGCACUUCAAAACUGGAUGUCCUCAGUCCCACAGGGUCCAAGAGGAAUGCCAUUGCAGCGGAACCAGUGUUGUUGGAGUUGGCGCUGGCUUUGAACAGAAUCCGACUUUAUUUCGACUUCUUGAGGAGGAAAAUUGAGGCUGACGCAUCAGAGUUGGACGAAUCCGGUCAGAAAGCGGCGUCGGAGCAGAUUGAAAAGAUCAUAGCAAAUUGCGACCUUACAAGGACUGCGCAAGAUCUGUUGGGCCAAUACUUGGCUUUGGAGAGGUUCUUCUUGGAGGAGAGCGUCAGUAAAGCGCUCAAACUGGCCGUCCCGAGCGCCGGCGCCGGCUCCAGCCUCGUGGACGACGUCUUCUUCCUCGCCAGGAAGGUGAUCAGGCGAAGUAUAUCAACGGGCACUGUGGACGGCGCGUGCGCAGUUCUCAAUGAAACGAGCGCUUUGCUAGAAAGAGAAUGUGCGUCUGCCCUAAGGAGAUGGCUUCGGACCGCCCCGCCCGAUACCUUACCAUUCCCGUCGCCCCCUGACUGCCAGAACAUUGGAGAUUUGAAUCCUGCUUUGGCUCUGGCUACAAGAUUGAACAGGGACUUGGAAGCCCAACGAGCUUUGUUUUUGGCGCACAUGAACGAGGCGGAGUCUGGCGGCGAGUGGUCGGAGCGGCUCGCGAGCGAAGCCGCGGGCGAGGCGGCGGCGCUGUGUCGCUCCGAGCGGGAGCUGGACAAGCUGCAGUCCUGCGCCGCUGGUCUAGCAGCAGCGGCGGCCGCGUUCCGCGCCGCCCACGACCUGGCGCUGGCGGCGCUGCUCGCCGCUCUCAAGCCCAAAGUCGUGGCGUGGGCCGAGUACAUAGCUGACCCGGGACUUGAUAUCGGCGAAGCCGAAGAAGAAUGCGACGCCGGUGCCCUGCCGUUGGCGCUGGAGACGCUGAGCGACGCCGCGCGGCAAGCGUUGUCCAGCACCAGCUCGGAGCGGCUGCUGACGGCCGUGGUUGUGGACGUGGCCACCAGAGCCGAGGACAGGAUUUUAUAUCAUCACUAUAAUAAGAGCGGCGGCCUCCUGGUGGAGCGGCGCGCGCGGCGACUGGCGGCGUGGGCGGGCGGCGGCGCGGGCGGCGCGCGCGAGCGCUGUGCGCGUCUCGCCGCCGCCGCCGCGCUGCUGGCGCUCGACCGCGCGCACCACGCCGUCUCCAGCGCCAGGCUCACGCCGCACCAGGCGAGGGACUUCCUCAUACGAAGAACCGACUUCAAGAUAGAAGAUAUCAAAAGGUUGAAACUAUAAAUAUAAUAUUUGAUUAUAUUAUAUACUCUUGCAAAGAAAUAUAAAUUAUUACUAUAUGAGUUAUUACGAAAUGUCUAAUAAAUUAUAUACUUAGCUUAUAAUAUUACAAUUAUUAUUAUGAUGAGAAAUAAAAGGCAUUGAUAUGACUAACGUUUUAAUUCUUUUUAUAAUAGGUACAUUUAACAUUUACUUGUCAAAAUGCUGAAUAGUGACAGUAACAACUAACCUAUGUUAAAAAAAAAACAUACUCGUACAGCUCAAAUCAAAUAUUUACAAAAGAAUCGAUUUUUUGCUCGAAAUAAACAAUCGAAAAAAAAAAAGAAAUAAAGUUACGAUAAGUAUAAAACAUUUUGUAUAUAUCAAACACAAAAA